Molecule: messenger RNA, 1401 nt
Organism: Mercenaria mercenaria
Lineage: Eukaryota; Metazoa; Mollusca; Bivalvia; Venerida; Veneridae
Product: probable endochitinase
Exons: 5
Coding region: 119-886 (255 amino acids)
Cellular component (GO): extracellular region
Molecular function (GO): chitin binding
Source: RefSeq, a predicted model, not a curated record
UCAAAUAAACACCAUUCGCAACGACCCAAACAUUUGGCGGCAGUUGCUACUCGCCCAAGAGUUUCCGGAAGGAUAUAAAAAGAAGACUGCAUUAUUACCAUAUAUUAUUUUGUUCAAAAUGCAGGCGAUUUUAGUAACUAUUUUAUGCAUUGGAUGCGUGUUAGCUGGGACUGUGAGGGAGAAACGACAGACUACAAACUGCCAAGAGCCGGAUGUAGCGAACGUGUGUCUCCAGACAGCAGGUCGGGUAUAUUUCCCUCACCCGACAGACAACAACAAGUUUCUACAAUGCUCUGACGGUGGCAGAAUGUUCAUUAUAAAAUGUCCAAAAGGAGAGAUCUAUAAUAAAGCAACCACAGCAUGUAGUAAGGUGCAGGUUACAAAUCCAGCUGUGACCAACCCAACUAAUCCCUGUACAGCACAGAAUAUUGCUAGUGGAAACGUCUUCUUUCCAUAUGCAAAUGACAAAACCAAGUUUAUCGAAUGUAAUAGCCAAGGUCAGCCUACAGUUCUUUCGUGUCCUACUCGUCUGGUGUAUGACGCCUCCCGACAGUCUUGUGUACUUCCGGCUGGUACUAUUGUUAACGCAGGGACAACCAAGGCACCAACUAAUGGAGGAGGGGGUACAGCUACAAACACUGGUGUGGUUAUAGGUACCGGAACCAUGACAAAUCCGUGCACGCCACAGGCCGUACAAUCUAACAACUUGUUCUUCCCACAUCCUGAUCCCACGAAAUUUAUUCACUGUGACCUCGUCGGUAACGCUUACGUCAUGCAAUGUCCGGCGGCACUUGUCUGGAGCCAGUUGACAAGUAACUGUCAGUCACCUUACACAGCAGCAACCCUUAACGGCGGCACCAGCGGAGGAAGUCAGAUAGGAAAAUAGUCCAUAUACCAAACUACAAUCCAUUUUUGAUUUUCGGUUGUAUCAUGAAAUUUUAGUGAACUGUUUAUUUAACUGAUAUCUACAUUAUACCACUAGUAUUACAAUUUAUAAAAGUUUACCGCUAGUUUUAUUAACAAAUUUUACUUUGAAGGGGGCUAACCACUAGAACUAUAUCCAAUAUUUUCUAAAUUUAGACAAAAUAUUUUUAUUCAAUAAUUCAAGGAAUUUGUGUAGUGUAAAAUAUGUAGAAAAACUGUCUACCGAGUUACUGACGCAGAAAGAAAUUUACUAUGCUUGACACUAUACUGAUAAACUGGGCCAAGACAAUAUUUUUACAUCCAGGAUUUAAAGAAGUGAUGUUGCUGAUUCAAGUUUUGAAAUUGUAGUGUAAAUAUCUGAAAACAUGCACUUUUAAGUGACAAGAUUAAUUAUACAUUAUAAUUAUUGUAUAGUGUUUGUGCUGAAUAAAUUUAAUCUAAAUAUAAACAUUUUAACCAGUUAACUGGUCAACUGAU